Molecule: messenger RNA, 6705 nt
Organism: Oncorhynchus masou masou (cherry salmon)
Lineage: Eukaryota; Metazoa; Chordata; Actinopteri; Salmoniformes; Salmonidae
Product: phosphatidylinositide phosphatase SAC2-like
Exons: 20
Coding region: 1169-4546 (1125 amino acids)
Biological process (GO): phosphatidylinositol dephosphorylation; regulation of endocytic recycling
Cellular component (GO): clathrin-coated endocytic vesicle; early endosome
Molecular function (GO): phosphatidylinositol-4-phosphate phosphatase activity
Source: RefSeq, a predicted model, not a curated record
UAUGGGUACAGGGGGGACAAAGAGCAAGGCAGGUGAGUCCUAUGGGUACAGGGAGGACAAAGAGUAACGCAGUCCUCUGGUUGAGUGUGGAGAAGCUGUGAAGAGCAGGAACAGGGCAUUCAGAAUGUUGAAAAGGUCCCAUAAUUACCAGCACCUGAAUUAGUAUAAACAAGCACAAUCAGUAGUAAGGAGGAUCAUUAGGACAGCUAAGAGUGCCGGUUGGUGCCGGUUCUGUGAAAACAUAAAAAGGACCACUCCUGUGGGAGAGGUAUGGUAGGUGAUAAAGAGGAUGAGUGGGGUCAGACGAGAUUGGGAUCUCCCUGUGCUGGAUCAUAUGAUCCCCCUGGGCUAAAAAAAUUCUAAAUGUUAUCUAUGCCCAAGCCCUAAGAAUAUGUUGUGAAGCAAUCAGGAGCUCCCCGGUGGCAGCGAUGCAGGUAGAGUUGGUAGAGAUUCUCUUAGAAUUAAGAAGACAACAGCUAACCAUGAUAUAAUGGGUCAAUCUAAAAGGACAUAAGGUUGCACAUCCUACAAAAAAGGUACUCCUAGAGGGCUGGAAACUCGAACGAAGUCUGAAUACAAGUUUGGGAUAGAUAGGCAAUGGCAUGGCGAGAGAGAUGGGGUUGUUUGGGAGGAAGUUUCGACCCUCUGUUGUUCUUCCUGCUAUCCCACCUUGGUUGUUCCCUCAGCCAGUGGUAGAUAUAGGGUUGCCUGAGCAGGUAAGUGCUGUUGAGGAAGGAGUAGUUGUAUUCACAAAUAGAUCAGGGGAGGACAGGUGGAGAGGACAAGUGCAGUUUGACCUUAUGUCUUUGGUCCACACUCCAAUCCAGUUCGUGGCGGUAAUGCACAUUAAAGUUGGUUGCCAACCGCGAUCAAACAUCCAUAGAAGAAGUCACGUGUGAUUGUUUCUGCAGGAAAUCGACAGUCAGUCGGUCUUUCGACUGGAAAUGAAUAACCAGCUACAUUUUCACACAUUGAAUAAGUGUCUCAUUAUGUCUACUUUUUGAACUAAGAAAGAAUAUUCAAAAUAAGCAAAGCAAACGUUAGCCAACUUGCCAGGGCAACGCCCUGUCAGUAACGUUAACGUUAGAUAGGCGUGCUAGCUAUAGCUAGCUAACCGGUUUGGACCACAGAAAUAUUUACAUGGUCUGACAUACUGUACACCGAUAAAAUGGAGCUGUUUCAAGCCAAAGACCAUUAUAUUCUCCAGAGUGGCGACCAUGCUCUUUGGUGUAGCCGAAUAGAUGGGACCAUGAACGCCAGACCUGCAACAGACCUUCUGUUAGCUUGGAACCCUGUGUGCUUGGGCCUGGUUGAGGGUCUCAUCGGGAAAAUACAACUUCAUACAGAUCUUCCUCUGGGUCUCAUACUGAUCCGCCAAAAAGCGCUGGUUGGCCAGAUGCCAGGUGACCACAAAGUCUACAAGAUCACCAAGAUAGCUGUCAUUCCUCUGUCUGAGGAAGAGCCACUGGAUCUGGAGCUGGAGCUUUGUAAGAAGCAUCACUUUGGGAUCGACAAGCCAGAGAAGCUUGCACCGUCUCCAGAUGAGUCGAAGUACCUGAUGAAAACUCUGAGUCAGAUCAAGUCCAAUGUUGGGGCUCCCACUAAGAAAAAGUAUUCCCCUGCCUUUCAGGUCAAGGAAAACAAAGAGAAGGAACGUCUCGAGAGGCGGCUGCUCGACGAGCUGUACAAGAUAUUCAUGGACUCCGAUUCCUUCUACUACAGCAUGACUUAUGACCUCACCAACACUGUGCAGCGGCAGGGAGACACAGAAAAGUCCAAUUUACCCCAAUGGAAACAGGUGGAUGACAGAUUCUUCUGGAACAAACACAUGGUCCAGGAGCUAAUUGAUCUGCAGGUUCCAGAGGUGGACUUCUGGGUGACACCCAUCAUUCAGGGCUUUGUGCAGGUGCAGGAGCUGGUAGUGAAUUACAACGAGAGCCCAGAGGAGGAGAAGAGCAGCCCCGAUACGCCACUCCAGGAGCUCACCUGCGUGGACGACAUCCACCCGCGCUUCACCGUGGCCCUCAUCUCCCGCCGCAGUCGCCACCGUGCAGGGAUGCGGUACAAACGCAGAGGGGUAGACACAGAUGGACACGUGGCUAACUUUGUGGAGACAGAGCAGCUGAUACACGUGCACAACCACUCACUGUCCUUUGUGCAGAGCCGCGGUUCGGUGCCUGUCUUCUGGAGCCAAGCAGGCUACCGCUACAACCCCAGGCCUCGGCUGGAGAAAGGAGAAAAGGAGACCAUUCCUUACUUUGCAGCUCACUUUGACGAGCAGCUCAACCUUUACAAGAAGCAGGUCAUCAUAAACUUAGUGGACCAAAGUGGGCGUGAGAAGAUUAUUGGCGACGCAUAUCUCAAACAAGUCCUUCUGUACAACAAUCCUAACCUUACAUAUGUCUCUUUUGACUUCCAUGAGCACUGUCGAGGUAUGAAGUUUGAGAAUGUGCAAACGCUGACAGAUGCCAUCUCUGAUAUUAUCGCAGACAUGAGAUGGGGCUGGGUGGACCAGGCAGGAGUCAUCUGCCAUCAGGAGGGCAUUUUCCGGGUCAACUGCAUGGACUGUCUGGACAGGACCAAUGUAGUCCAGGCUGCCAUAGCUCGUGCAGUAAUGGAGGCACAGCUGAAGAAACUAGGUGUGAUGCCCCCUGAGCAGCCUCUGCCGCUCAAGUGCUACAGGAUCUACCAGGUCAUGUGGGCCAACAACGGCGACACCAUCAGCAGACAGUACGCCGGCACAGCCGCCCUCAAGGGAGACUUCACCAGAACGGGGGAGAGAAAACUGGCCGGGGUGAUGAAAGAUGGCGUGAACUCAGCCAACCGCUACUAUCUGAACCGCUUCAGGGACGCAUACAGACAAGCAGUCAUUGACCUGAUGAUGGGCCAUCCUGUGACAGAGGACCUGUACUCCAUUUUCAGUAAGGAGAAGGAGCAUGAGGAGAAGGAGCAGGAGAGCCAGAGAGUAACCCAGGAGCAGGUCAGCCUCCUGCUACAGACUUACAUGCAGCUACUGCUGCCCGACGAUGAGAAGUUCCAUGGUGGCUGGGCCCUCAUCGACUGUGACAUGAGUCUUAUUGACGCAACCAGCAAAGACGUGGAUGUUCUCCUGCUGUUAUCCAACAGUGCAUAUUACAUUGCAUACUAUGAUGAGGAAACUGACAAAGUCAAUCAGUACCAGCGCCUCAACUUGGAGGGUUUGGAAAAGAUUGAAAUAGGCCCAGAACCUACUCUGUUCGGGAAGCCCAAAUUCUGCUGUAUGCGUCUACAUUACAAGAAUGAGGAGACAAGUGGGUAUUUUCACACAAUGAGGGCUGUCACAAGGAAUCCUGAGGAUGACGGUAAAGACACGUUACAGUGCAUAGCUGAGAUGCUUUGCAUAACAAAGCAAGCCAUGGGACUUGACAUGCAGGUGAUUGAAAAGAAACUGGAGAGAAGGCACAGUAAACCUCACGAGGACAUCAUGGGCAGACACCCUGACCAGGUCCUUGGCAGCUCUGGUCUGGCUCAGGGAAAGAGCUUCCUCCUCAACAAGUUCUCCUCUCUCAACCAGAGGGUGAAGAAGUCCAAUGUCAACAUGGGCUCCUUCAAGGGGAGGCUGGGCAACACCUUCUCCACUAAGCCCGACGUGAACUUCCUGAAGCCCACCAUUGGGAUCACCCUCUGGAAGUCUGACAGCAGCUUGGAGACCUCCGAGGGGGCAAACACCGGCCCGGCUCUGAAGGACCUCUGUGACAACCACUCAGAGAUGUCGUCCGACUCAGAUUCGUACAACUCGGAUGAACACAUGCGCUCCGGCUCCUUGGAAAAUGUGGACUAUGUGCUGCCCAGCUGCGGCAUCGUGGCAUCAGCUCCUCGACUAGGCAGCGUGGAGCUUAACAUCAGAGUCACUGGCUGUGACAGUAAACAGGGGGCUCCGGCUCUAGCCGGUCCUGAAGACCAGUCUCCCGACGCUACCUCAGAGGGUGAGGAGGCCAUCCUGAUAGACUUUGGAACGCCCAUUGAUGCCUAUUGCCACCAAUUCAUCCAAGAUGCGCAGAUCAAACCUGUGGAGGUAUUCGGGGAGCAGAUGACUGGUGGCGUCCCAACACAGAACCCACAUGUCCCUUCACAUGCUAAAGGUCCCCUGGCCCCAGAUGAGCACCCAGGUUCAGAUCAGAAGAUGCAGGCAAAGGAGCUCCAGCUCCCUUCCAGGCCAUCCCAGCUAGAUGUUACCUCCAGACCCAAUCUCCUGACUGCCCAGAAGCUCAGCUCGGCAGCUUCUGGCAGCUCCCAGAGGAGCCUGGGCUCUCACAUGGAGGGCAGCCUGGGCCCCUUGCCCGCCGACGGCAACAACAGCCGAGUGGUCUCCCCCUUUGCCAAGAUCAAGAGCUCAAUGGUGCAGGUGGCCAGCCUGACCCAGGCCGGACUUACCCAAGGCAUCAACUUUGCCGUGGCAAAGGUGCAGAAAAGCCCAGAGCCAGAAGUGGGCGGUCUCAAUGAGACACAAGAGAACGAGCUGAAGGCAAUGUUUACACAGUGCCAGACGAGGAUCAUACAGAUCUAGCACUUCUUAAAGUUGUACCCUCUAAGCAGGUUUUUGUACAGUUAGUAGUAUGUGACUUCCAGUACAGUAGCUAGCAGUAGCAUAAGCUUGCACAAGAAGGGACCCACACUGACUUGAAUAAGAACCCUGCUCUUCAAUUCCCCUUGUAGUUGACCUGACCAUGUUUACAGCCAGUGUUGUGUAGUAUAUAAUACCCCAGCUCAAUACACGGCGUACUUAAUCCUAAUGCAAUUCCUUUCCGACUACCGCAAAGCAUUAUAUUCUGCCAAUAUGAACUAAUUGAACUAACCAUAGCCUAAAGACAAUUAUUUAAUGAAAAGCAGCAAACAGACAACAGUCUUUCACAUUCUUUAAUAAGACUCAAACAGAAAAAGGCAAUAGCUACACCUCGUUUCAAUUUCCCACCCAAAUACAGGGAAACUCUACAUAUUUCAAUGUGUUGAGUGCGCAAGUGGGUCUGUACUCUGUACGCAGCGUAGUACCUUCGUUGACGUGUUUUGCUCGACAAAGACUGAAGCAUACCUUUCAAUUGAUUUUCCAGCUACAUUUGCAUGUCAGGCUAUUUAUUGUUGAUAACUGAAUUAGAUAAGGUAGGCAAUAUCCAGUGCAUGUUGAGAGAUGAGCUCUGAAUUGAUUACUUUUGUGAUUCCAUAGGUGCAGUGCACCUAUUGGCGUUUGUGAUAUAGGCCUAGUUCAUAGCUCUGUUUCAAAAACAUUAGUAGAAGUGUCCGACCAAAUGUCCCUAUUGAUUUUCAAAGGGCAGCUCAAUGUUAGAUAUUAGACCAACCCUAGGCUAGUAAGAAAACAAACAUACAACUCCUAGAUAAAUGGGGAUCGGUAGCUCGGUUUCCAUCAAAUUGGUGACAGAUUUUCAUGUGAAUAUUCAAAAAUCUGCAUUCAAAACAUUAUUCUCACCAGAGAUGUUUCCAUCAAAUUGACUUGUUGUGGAUAAAAAUCUGUACAUGAUAAUGUAGUGCACAUAAAAAAUUACUUUUGCGGUUACAUUCCUGUUCCGAAAAAAAAAAAAAAAACUAAAUUGGUUUCCAUCGCAUUUAACUCUGUUUUGUCACAAAACAAAUUGUUAUACAGUGGGGUCAAAAAUGACAACUUUAAUAAAGAUGACUGAAAUAAUUAAAAUACUGAGCUAUAUUGUAUGCUCAAAAUUUUGGGGAAAAUUAUAUUAAUACAAUUACUCAGAAAAUAGAUGUUUAAACAAGUAAUAUAAAAAUAUCUAAAGAAGGUGGGGUUCAAAAUUGACUCCACUAAAGAUUCUUGUAAAUAAAGUAGUCAAGUUUAGUAUUUGGUCCCAUAUUAUUAAUGGUAAAUAAUGUAUUGUGUUAUUUUGGAGUCACUUGUAAAUAAGAAUAGAAUAUGUUUCUAAACACCACUUGAUACCAUGAUUACAGCUAAUCCUGAAAUGAAUCUUGAGUGAGAAAGUUUGACCUAAAAUCAUACCCCCCCCCAACAAGUUUGAGUCACACGCUUAAUGUUGUCAUUGCGUGCUAGGAAUAUGGGACCAAAUACAACACUUUUGACUACUUUAUCGUUACAGAUGACAAUUUUGACCCCUAACUUUGAGAUUUUUUUAAUGACUUGUUAAACAAAAUCUCGUUCCCUGAGAAAUUGUAUGAGUAUAAAAUAAUAAUUGCAUUCAUUAUUGCUCAUAUUUAUCAAGGGUGUCAAUAAUUUUGGACCCCACUGUAACCUAUGUGCCCACACUGGUCUUUGCACGUGCUCUCUAGCCAAAAGCUUGCAGGUAGGCUACCGACAUGAUGAAUUUCCUAUUAUGGACAAAAGAGCAAGAUUAUUUUUACUUGUCAAACGGCAGCCAAGCAUCGAUCGUCAUGUCACCAUAAUAAGACUCGAUAUUUAUUGGAAAACAGCAUUAAACCUAUCACCGUGCACUUUCUCCACCCUCAUAACUUAUUUCAUCUGUAGCAUAAUACACUCCAUGCUUUUCCGAGUCGUAGUGGGUGGACCACACAUGUCAUUGUGUGACUCCAAGUUCGAUAUGAUGGUUAUUAUAUCAAUAUUUGCGUAUAAUUAAUUUUACUGACACAAAAAGAUCCCACCUUGUCUAGCAGAUUCUGUCGUCAAUUAUUUUAUUUUUCUAUCCCACAUGUACUUUACUCUCAUAAAAAAAUGAGUUGGAAACCUGG